GGAUGUGAAUAUAUGACCCUUUCUCAACGGGAGGCGAAGAAAGGGUGAAAAACAAAGUGACUAACUCUUUGAGCCUCUGUCCCUCAAUACUUUCGUUCUUCAUCUUUAUAAGGCGAAAGUGAUCACUAUAAGAACUGCAUCAUAAUUCUACGUUUUAGUUUGAUAUCAGACGCACCAUGCAAUCUUACUGGAAAGUUUUCUUUAACCUCUUUGUUGCCCCACUGUGCUAUGCAAUGUUGUAGGAAAACAUGUUCGAUGGGACUGAGAUGAAGCUUGAAGGCGUGACAGAACACUGAUUAUCGGUGUACUUAAGUAUAAAACCCGAUCAACAUCUGUACAUCCAUGCGUCUUGGCCAGCCAUUUUAGAACGCCGAACGAGAACACCGCCUCAAAUGGACGCGUAUCAACUUUUAGGCAUUGCUGAUGAUGAAGAUUAAAGCUUGAAGAUAGUAACUGUGUUACAAGUUAUCAGAAAUUAUUUAUAUGGGGAAACUAAAUGUGAAUGGCUUACACCAGUCGGGGUAGUGACUAGUGCUUACCAGCUUUUACUAGCCUGAUCCAAUUUUGACCAGUGGACUGCUAUUACUUUUGAUGCACUCUAGUCCACUAGAAGGAGGAAAAGAGAAGCAUAGGAAUCAUGGAAAACAAAGAAACUUCCAGGGAAUGUUCAUAUCCAGCCCCCAUAGUUCCGGAGAUAACAGGAAUUCAGAAACGCCUUCAGAAAUUGUGUGAGGAAGCAAGUGGAAAUGCACAGAAUUUGCCAGAGAUUGUAGUUCCACCAGAAGCAAAAUCCAAAAAGAAGAAGAAGAAAAAGAAAAAGAAAAAUGCAUUCGAAGAUGAACCAGAGGAUUAUGUAGACUAUUCUGAAUCCGAUCCAGGUAUCCAGGUUAUGGAGUCUGGAGCCAUGGGAUUUCCUCCAAUGAAUGUUUUAGAAUCUGGAGCAAUGGGAUUUCCACCAAUUCAGAUGGAGUCUGUGCCAUUGGAGUCCACAUCCCAGGAAGCAACAGAGGAAACCCACAUGGAAAUGCCCCCUGAGGAAGGAGGUCUUGCAUACCCAUUAGAAGAAGGUGAUUUUUCACAACACGGGGGUGGGAUUAGGGGGCAUGGUAGAGGUCCAUUCAGGGGAAGGUGGAGGGGAAGGAGAGGUUACAAACAAGGAGGAGGUCCACCAUUUCAUGCUCCCCCGGGACCUGGUGGAGCCUUCACACCCCCACCAUCACAGUAUUCUGGUAUGGAAGGAUCAUAUUAUCAAGGAUACCAAGCACAUUAUGACCCAUCCUACAACUAUGACUAUUCACAAUAUUAUGGUCAGGGUGGGCCUCCUUCACAAUACGGGGGACUUCCGGUGAAUCCUCAGGGGCCAGGUUACGUACCUACUGACACUUCUGGAUGGGAUCAAUCUGCAUGGGGAUACCAAAACCAGCAGAUGUCGAUUCCAUAUCCACAACCAGUCGAUCCAAAUCAACAAAAUCCGCUUCUUCCACCAGUACCAGUAGAACCACAAGCAGUAACCAUGGCAAAUCAACCUGAAAAGCAGCUAGUGGUGGGACCUAGUCAGCAGUUACCAAACAUUCCUUUACCACCACCACCCUCCGAACCACCGUCCUCCAUUCCUCUUCCUCAACCGUUUCCUCAAUCACAACCAUCAGCAUCUGAUAUUCCACUGCCACCAUCUGAUAUACCCAUGCCUCCUUCAACAAUGCCAACAGACAUACCAUCCAAUCAAAUUACAAAGGACAUGGUCGACUUAGAUAAGGAUGUUUCUGUACUCAGGAAGGAAGCUCUAGCUAGUAUGGAUGUGCCAGCGUUAUCGCCUGCUGAACCUGAAGAAGUAAAAAAUGUGUCAGAGUGCGUAAUGCCGUCUGGAGAGAAGGCUCUAGUGGUAGAUACAACUCCAAUAGUGGGACUGUCACCAACUGCUGAACUCUUGGAGACAGAGACUAAACAAAUCUGUGAUAGUAAAUUACUGCAUCAUACAGUGAGUGAUUUUAAACCAGGAACUAGUGAAAGUGGUAGUUCUGAAAGUAAAGGUGACUCUUGUGUAUUUAAAGACAAUAUUAUUGAGAGUAAAGAUGCUGAAGAUUCUGAAAAGAAAGAUGACAAUCAGAGUAAACCUCUCGUAAAAACUACAGCACAAAUGCUUCUAGAGAAAAUUGCGAUGAAAAAGAAGGCAACAGAAACAACAGAAUCAGCAGACGUGAUAGAAGCGGUUGCAGAUGGAACAAAACGUAAAACUUUAAAGCCAGGCUCAAAAUUUCUCCUGCAGCAGUUAAAACAGGAUGCAGGAAAAGUCCAGUUCAGUGUCAAACACGGAAUAACUGGACCCAAAAAAGGGAAUGCUCUGCAAAAGUCUGAGAAAACUGAAACAGAAGACAUUUCUAAAUACAAAAGUGGUGCCCGAGAAUUGUAUAAGCCAUCUGAUCAAGAUAAGGUGGAGUUACUGCUGGAGACUAUGACACCAAGACAGAGAGAUUCAUACUUACGUUAUCAAGAGCAGAAAGAGCGUGAGGCGAAGAGAGAGGAAAGGCGUCGACAGCGUGAACUAGAGAAACAGAAGCAGGAGGAGAAAGACAAGGACGUCAGACGGAACAAGACUGAAAGCAUUGAAAAGGAGAUGGACAUAUCAGACAUUCAAAAAGAGUCGUCAAGUCCCCAAAGAGAUCAUGCACAUGAACAAAUUGUUGUGGAUGACAAAAACGAUGACAGGAAAAGUGAAGAGAGGACUAAGCAACUAAAUAGUGAAAAUAGUGUGGGAGUGAAGGAAAAAGACUCGUAUAAUCCAAGCAUCAGAUUUGAUAGCGACAUAAAGAAAGAUAAUGAUAGUACACAUCCGUUAGCUUUAUCAGGCAUGGACAAUCAAGACAAACAGACCAUCAUAACACAAUCCAGCAUGUUGCAUCAGACUCUACAUUCAACAAGUGUAUUAUCUCCAAAGCUAGACACAGAAAAUGGUAAUUCUAGUCAAACUGUACCUUCUAAAGUUCACAGAGUCGAAGGCGUUACCAUUAAUCAGUCAAGUGAAGGCACACAAUCUGAUAAGUCUGAUAAGAAAAAGAAAUCCAGGUGGUCGGAGGCAGAGAUGGACAUCUCAUCAUCAGCGAAUGUUUCCGCAGUCAUUGGUGGAGUUCCUGCAGCUGUUCCCAUGCCAACUGACAUGGAGGUGUAUUCCCCUGACCAUCCAACAGGGUCGCCUCAGACCACAAUAGUUACAGGGGAUUUACAAAAGUACUCUCCAGAAAAGCCAACCGGAAUGGAAUACUCCCCUAGUCAUCCGACAGAGGAUUACUCACCCAGCCGGCCAACAGACACCCCUAGUCCCCGCCAGCCAGCUCAGGAAAACCAGCACAUAGAGGUCAAAGACUAUGUCACAACAUCUGAUACUCGAACAAAUGACCAGCCCUCUUCUGUUUCAGGGGAACAAUUAAACAAAGAGUGUGAAAACAUUGGCACAUCCAACACUAAAUCGAAGAAAAAGAAAUCCAAGAAAAAAUCUAGAGCUGAUGAUAGGUCAUUGUCUGGAUCUCCUAAAGGAAGGAAAAAGGAGAAAAAGAAAGAAAAAUCUGGAAAAGUGUUUCCUCAAGUAAAAGCAAGUUUUUCCUGGGAUAGUGAUGACAAUUUGGAACAGUCAUUUAGUGAUACAAAACAUUACAGUCGCUCUAGGAGUAGAUCACAUGAUUCUGUGGAUAGUAAACAGAAGGAGAAAUCUUACAAACAUGACAAAAGAUUGAAAUCUCCAAAACAUAAAAAACAUUCUCGAUCAAGAAGCAGGUCCGUGGAUAGUAGAUCCCACAAACGUUCAGUGACACCAAAAAAAAGAAAGUCUCGUUCACCCACACCAAGAAAACGAAAGUCUAUUUCACCCACACCAAGAAAACGAAAGUCUAUUUCACCCACACCAAGAAAACGAAAAUCUCGUUCACCCACACCAAGAAAACGAAGGUCUCGUUCACCCACUCCAAGGAAACGAAUGUCUCGUUCACCCACACCAAGAAAACGAAAGUCUAUUUCACCCACACCAAGAAAACGAAAGUCUAUUUCACCCACACCAAGAAAACGAAAAUCUCGUUCACCCACACCAAGAAAACGAAGGUCUCGUUCACCCACUCCAAGGAAACGAAUGUCUCGUUCACCCACACCAAGAAAACGAAAGUCUAUUUCACCCACACCAAGAAAACGAAGGUCUCGUUCACCCCCUCCAAGAAAACGAAAGUCUCUUUCACCCGCACCAAGGAAACGAAAGUCUCGUUCACCCACUCCAAGGAAACGAAGGUCUCGUUCACCCACUCCAAGGAAACAAAGAUCACGUUCAUUGACUCCAAGAAAAUGUAGAUCUCGCUCAGCAACACCAAGAAAACGUAGGUCUCGCUCAAAGUCACAAAGCAGAUCACUGGACACAAAAGACAUUGAUAGGAAAUCUAGUGUAAAAUCGAAAAGUAGGUUUUCUUCAAAACAUAAAAGCAGAUCAAGAAGCAAGUCUCCAUCAGUGGAUAGAAUUCCUAGAAAAGAUAAAUCUGUGAUAAAGACUUCUAAAAAUAGAUCAAGAAGCAGAUCUGCAGAUUCCUUUGAAGAGGGUGGGAAAAGGAAGAUGUCGAAAAACAGGUAUUCAUUCCAACACUCUAAAUCAAGAAGCAGGACAAGAAGUAGAUCACAUGACUUGGAGAAAGACAAAUCUUCCAGAAGAUCAUCAUCUCCAAAAUACAGAAAAAAGUCUCCACUCAGCCGAUCCAGAAGUAGGUCAUGGGAAAGGAAAGAUGGGAAGAAGAGGAAAUCCAAGAAAAAACAUAUGAUUUCCCCAUCAUUAAGCCGAUCUAGAAGUAGGUCUAUGGAUAGUUCUAGAAAACGUAAAGAUGAGAGAGACAGAAGUGGAUCCAUCUCGCCCAAACAAAAUAAAUCAGAGAGAAGGAAGAAAAAGCAAAGUCACUCUUCUGACAGAUCAAGAAGUUCUUCUCCAGUAUACACAAAACCAAAGAGGAACAGAACAGCAAGCAAUAAACAAUCAGAAUCACCUUAUUCUAUGAGGAGAGGGAGACGAGAAUCACCUCAGCGAAUAGAAGAUAACACUGUCUCGCCAUAUAGACGAAGAAGAAAUUCAAGCUCAUCAGAAUACAGCAAAGUAUCUUCCUCUAGUAAAAAGACUAGUUAUAGAAAAAGUUCUUUAUCACCGUACCAAUCGGAUGAGGAUAAAAGACGAAAGUCUCCAAAGAGAAAAUCAAAGAAAUCCAAAGGUAAAUCACCAAUUAGAGACUCAAUUCCAAAGGAAUCGUCAAAAGACUCAAGAUCAGUGUCUCCAAAAAGAGAGUGGGAAAGGGAAGCCCAUGAAGGAUUUGAAAAAGAAAAAUCUCCAGAAGUGAUGAAAGAGACCAGGGCUCCAAUAUCUUUCAAAAUGAACAUUAGUAAGCCAAUGAAACAAGAAUUACCAUCUCUUGGUAACAAAUUGGAUGAUAACAUUGGUAGGGAUGCAGACGGAAACAAUGAGGAAGGAAGUGCAACAGACUUGGGUGAAAAUUUGAGACAGAGAGAGAAACCUGUUGAGAAGAAAUCAGAGACGCAAUCCAAAUUAUCUGAAUCAUCAGUCCCUUCUAGUGCUUCCACUCACUCACCUGUCAGGUCACCAGCUCAAGAUGUAUCCAAGAGCAAGUGUGAGGACUCAAAUGAGGAACAGAAGUUGUCUAAAAAGGCAAAAAAGGCUGCAAAAAAAUCCAAGAAAAAGGCUAAAAAGAUUGCUAAGGAAAAAUUACUUGGAUCUUCAAAUUCUUCCCUAAACGUCAGUACUGAAAGUAUGGAUGUUGAUGAAAAUUCACCAGAUAAGGCUUUAGAUAGUACAAAAGUGGAAGACAGGAGUGAAGGAGUACAACAAGAUUUAAGUUCUACAAAUGAUGCAUCAGAUAAAGUUUCAAGUCCAGAGAGUAAGAACGUCAAGAGGAGAUCAUGGAGAUCCAAAGCAUCAAACAGUGACGAAGACGCACAAAAGGCUUCACCAGGGCAAGGUUCUGCUGAAAAACAUGAGAAAAUCAGUGUUUGUGCUAUACCUUUACCAGGACAAGAAUCUAGUAAGAAUCUUGUGAAAAAAUCAUCAAUUUCAAUCUCUAGUCCUCGAGAUGAGAAAGCAGAAAAAUUUGAUUCAUCUUUGACUGAUCUCUCUUUAAUUCCUAUGCCUGGUGAAAUGGCUGCAAUCGGGAAGGAAUUCAAAACUGCUGCAAGUGAUACGUCUUCUAUAACCACCCCAGAGAGUCAGUCUGUUGGAAAAGAGGAUGUAGAAGAAAAUCCAGGGCAGAAUGAAAAUACAAAACCCAGUGUUACAAAGAGUGAAGAUUCUGAUGUGAUGAAAAAUACUGAGGAGGUAGGUUUAUCUCUACCAGAGCAGAUAUCAAACCCUGUAGAUGUAUCAGAAGUAAAGGAUGGGAAAGAUAGCAAGCAGUUAGCGAAAUCCAGUAACACAAAUGAGGAGAAAAUUAAGAGAGAACUGAAGAAGCUCAACAUAGAUAUGGUCAAAAGUACAUUUGACCUUGAAGGAGAACAAGCCAAAAGAAGGUCAAGGAGGUCAUGUAACUCAACCGAGAAAGAAGAAGAAAAUGAACCCAUUGAAGCAAGCAAAAGGACAACUCGAAGGCGAUCCAAGGUAUCAAUAAGCACAGAAGAUCUGUCAGAAAGCGAAAAUUCUCAAACUGAGGCUACUGGUUUUCAGAGUUGUAGUGAUACAGAGAAACCAAAUAUUGAAGUUGUGCAAGAAAUACCAGAUGCAGUAAAGGAAAAACCAGCGAGAAGAAGAAAGAGUAGAUUUAGUGAUGUCGAUGACAAGACUGACAAUUCGAUUUCUUUAACUCCCGAGAAUAGGAGUGAACCAAGCAUGAUAGACAUGUCGCCAGACCCUGAUAAAUUACCAAAAGUUAGUGUAACAUUGGAACCAAUAAGAAUAGAGAUGGGCAACAUUAGGACACCUAUUAAAUUUGCUCUUGCAAAUGUAACACAAAGCAUUGGAAAAGUGAAAUGGGAUGAGGAGGAAGGAGAUUCAGAGAAGGAGACAGAAGCAAGCUUUAAGUUUGUUCCAGAUGAAGAGGAUCCCGAGAUCAGCUUUAAAGUUAAAGAUGAUGAUAAGAAAGCAAAAACAGAGACUGGAAAAGAGGGUAGUGUAAUAGAAAGCAUGCCAGAAACUACAGCAAAAGAUAAUGUACCAUUAGUUGUAACAUAUCCUAGGCUGUCCAUGCCAAGUGUUUCUUCAUCACGGUCUUCAGAAACAACAAAAAAAGAAAGUAUAACAUCAGAAAAAGAGGACAUAUUUCAAAUCGCUUUGAGAAAAGCAAAGGAAUUAACAGAUAGUAAAGUAAUGAUGAAUAUUGAAAAUAAAAUUUUAAAAGUUCCAACUGGGGAAGACAAUAUUGAAACUGUUGACAUGGAAUGUGAUUCCAACUCGAACAGUCAGGAACCCUUCAUCUUUGAGGGGAAUGGAAAUCAUCCACAAAGCCCAGCUACAACACUACCUUUGACAACGUUCCCCAAAUUUACUGGGGGCUUUUCUCUAGAGAGCAUGAUUCCAGAUUUUGGGAUGCCACUAAAAGAUGGACCAUCCACAGAAAGAAAGCCUAAUCCACCAGCUCCUGUGCCUCCUCCAAUGGACAUUCCGCUACCGCCUCGCAAUCCACCUUUACCACCCCAAAUUCACAUUCCUCCACCGCGGCCAGUGAUGCCACCGCCCCAGCCAGUGAUGCCACCAGCAUUUUUACACUCUGUACCUUUAAAUCAACCACCAAUUAUACCAUUACCAGUAAGGGCACCUUCAGGGGUACUUGCACCAGUUUCCAUUUCACCUAUGACUUAUCCCCCAAUUGGUACUCCUUUACCCCAAUCCACGUCAUUGCCUGUUCUACAUACAGACAUUCCAUUACCUCCUCCCCCUCCUGACAAAUCAGCUAUAAAGGAAGACAAGUCAUUGAUUAUCUCUCCUGCAGCUAAACCACCAAAUCCUCCAACGGAUAUUCCUAUGCCUCCAGAAAAGACCAAAAAUGUAGGAAAUCACCCGCAUAUUUUUUCGCUGAAAGAUAUACCAGCUCCACCCAGUAAGGAAACAGUUGCACAGAAAGAUGUCUGUUUUUCCAUGUCAACAGCCGAGACUUUUCCACGCCAGGAGGACAUUCCUCUUCCAUCAGAAAUGAUCAGAAGAAAAGUCUCAGAAUUACAAGAACCCAUUAAAAUUGUCCCUUUUGAAAAGCAAAGAACACAAACUCCAAAGCAACAAAGUGUGUCACCAGAAAGAGAAAUGAUUACUGUUGAAGCUACUAUUGAAAAUAUUGCUAUCUCAUCAAUUAAUACACCCUCCACUAGGCAGAGUGUAGACACUAUUAAAGUAGAGUUCACAAGUGGUAUGAAACCACAGGAGAAAGAAUCUGAUGAAACAGGUGCUGAAAAUGUCAAUGAAUCAAAAGACACUGAGAAGUCUCCCUCUGUAGACAUGGCUAUACUGCACAAGACAUCUGUUGAGUUGUCAAAACAGGCUUUAUUAGCAAGAAUCAGUGCUAAACCAAAAGAGAGCAUGAAGGAAAAAAAGAUAUCAAUUGGGAGAAUUUCUCGCACUCCACUUCCAGAGAAAAGUACAGAAAAAUUGAAAGAUGAAUCAGAAAUGAGUGUAACCAUGAAGAAAACCCCAAUGAUAAAGAUUGGUCCCAUCAUGAUGAGUAAAAAUAAAGACUCGGAGAGUGCUUUUGGUGAAUCAUCUGAGGAUGGAGAAAUCAGAUCGGAGUCGGAAAAUGAAAUUAAGAGAAGACGAGGCACAAUUGAGUUAGAUCAUAGCAUACCCAUUUCUCCCUUGGUAAAAGUAAAACCUCGGGAAGAUUUAAAUCCAGCUUCAUCUGGCUUUGGAUUAAUGCCAAAGAAAGUGAUAGACUCUUCUGUGUGGAUGUUAGAAAAUCCUUUACCAGAAGUUACAAAUCCUGUUUCAAGUGCUUCAGAAUCUGAGGACUCUAAGCUUGAUGACAAAGAGUAUAUUAAGAAAGUGGAUGAAUUUCUUAAGAAAGUGGAGAAGCCAAAAACAACAGUAGAAAGAAAGUUUGAUGAAUUCUUGGAAAAAGUCAGAAAACCCAAGUUAGACACACAAAGUUUGGAGGAAAAAGUUGAUGAAUUUUUGAAGAAGACUGAAAAGAAGGACACCAAAGGCAGCAGCCAUGAUGACUAUAAACAUGAUAAAAGUAGCAAGCAUGACAAAGAUGAUUAUGAUAGAUACCGGGAUAGAGACAGAGAUCGCAAAGACAAAGAUAGGGAAUAUAGAGAAAAGGAGAGAGACCAUAGAGAAAAGGACAGAGAAUAUAGAGGAAAGGACAGAAAAUUUAGAAAUAGAGAAUAUGAUGACCGACAUCGAGAUUAUGGGGAGAGACACAGGGAAUAUGAUGAGAGGCAGAAAAGGAGGGAUAGGAGAGGAAGUAGAGAGCGGAGCAGAUCACGAGAGAGGUACAGAGAGAGGGGUAGAGAAAGAUCGAGAGAGAAGAGCAGAAGUCGCUCGAGGAGCAGAAGUAGAGACAGGGAUAGGCGGUAUUACGAGAAGAGGUCUAAGAGAAGUAGACAUGAAAGGGAUGAGAGAAGACACAGAGAUAGCAGUGAUGAAGAACGAUCUCCAAAACACAAAUCAAGACAUGGCAAGUCGAACAAAGAGGAAGAUGAGAAGAAAAAGCUCACUGAUGAAUGGCUUAAGUUUGAAAGCCAACUAGCAGCAAAGAAGAAAAUGUUAGCAGAGACAAGUGCAUCUUCAGCAGCACCAGCAACACUUCAGCCCCAGCAGCCUGCCGUGCAGCCGGCACCAACCGAAUAUUACCAAGAUGCUUAUGGAAAUUACUAUCCUGUUCCAGUGAAUCAAGCAAACAAUGCUAGUGCCUACCAGACAUAUCCUCAGUAUCCCAGCGUGAAUCCAAGCACUGGAUAUCCAAUUCCUCCUCAGCAGGCUAUGGUGCCUCAAUCUCAGGUCUAUCCUCAUGAAACUUACCCUCCAUUACAGCAAGUGCCACCUCAAAGCUCACAGAUGUACAAUGUGCCAAAUACUCCAGUUUACAAUACUCAGGGACAGCCUGGUCACCAGGAAAUGAUGUACGGCCAGGAACAGUCACUCCACCCACAAGUUCAACCUACACCUUCUGCAGCACCAAGGGCAGCUGUUGUGUAUGGACAAGUACCCACUCAGCCUAGCAUUCUGUCUGCCAUCUCAUCACCAGCCACAGUACCACCAACUGCUAUGGCACCUUCAUUACCACAUGUCAGCACUCCUGCUUAUCCUAGUCAGUCAGGAUCCUUGGUUCAAAACAUGGCAGGUGUCCAGCCUCUUAGUCAGCCGGAGGUUGGUUCAGUUUGUCCAAUGAAUUGCUUGCCAGGUACACCAAGAUUUCCCCCGCAGGCCCCCAGCACAGUUGUAAGGCCUCGAAGGGCAAGCUCCCCUCCCAUCUUCUCACCUCCAGUAAGACCCAAGGGUUACAUUUCACCUCAGACAACAGAGGAAGGCAGAGAGGUCAACUUAACCACUCCAACACCCUCAGAAGAGGAUGAAGAAAACAGGCUUAUUGGAGAGAAGGAAGAAACAGAAGCUCAACCCCAACAACAUGUGACUACCUCAGAGAUCGAAGAAUCCCUGCAGCCAACUCGUAAUGUCAACAGACACCUGCCCAUCAAGCUGGGCUUCAAACAGGCCAUUAAAGACAGUGAAUUAGCACAACAUCCUCCGCCUUCUACCUCUCCACAGAUCAAGGAAGGAAAGCCAGAGAAGGUCAAGUCCAGAUGGAGGAGAUACAGUGAACUGGAAAGUCCGUCUAGGAAUACUGCAUCUCCGUCUCUAGACGUUAACAGUGUGUCAUCCUCCACCUCUCAGUCAGAGACAGAGACUGUGGAAGAAAAGGAGAUAUUAGAUGGGAAGAAAAUAGUAGAAAAUUAUGAUGCCUGGGAUCCAGCAUGUGAACUUCCUGUCAUACCACGAACAGCUUUUACUAAAUCUGAAGAACAAAAGAAAGAGAAAAGAGAGGUACGAAGUGCAGACACCACAUCACAGGUCACAGAGGUCAAACCAGAGGAUGAAGAGAGUGCAUCAAAGAAACCACUGUUUGAAGAAGUGGAAGAUAAUAUUUAUCUUUGUGAGAGAAAAAAGACCAAGAAGAUGAAGGAUGUGAAGAGGAUGCUAUGUGAUUGCUCGACCAGUAAGGAGGACAGAGACAUGGGUUAUGAGGCGUGCGGAGAGGAUUGUCUGAACAGGAUGCUGUACAUUGAGUGUGGAAACCGAUGUCCAUGUGGAGAAUAUUGUACGAAUAAGAGAUUCCAUAAGAAACAAUAUGCUGAUGUGGAGCCGUUCGAGACAGAUUGGAAGGGAAUGGGUUUAAGAACCAAUGUAGCAUUACAACCGGGAGACUUCGUAAUGGAGUAUGUCGGAGAGGUGCUGGAUUACAAACAGUUUAAGUCUCGUGUGAAACAGCAAGCCAAGUUGGGGCAGGAGCACCAUUACUUCAUGGCCUUGAAUUCUGAUGAGGUUAUUGAUGCAUCAUACAAAGGAAAUGUCUCCCGAUAUAUGAACCACAGCUGUGAUCCGAACUGUGAGACUCAGAAGUGGACAGUGAAUGGGGUUCUCAGAGUGGGAUUCUUUGUCAAGCGACCCGUGGAGGCAAUGACUGAGCUCAAUUUUGAUUAUCAGUUUGAAAGAUAUGGAAAAGAAGCCCAGAAAUGUUUUUGUGGGUCAGAAAAUUGCCGCGGCUUUAUUGGAGGGAGCAAGACUACUCCACUCCGCUCCACCAGACGUCAGGAGGAGAGACGGAAGAGGACGGAGUUUGAGGAUAAUCUGUUGGAUGAGGAACUAGAGGCCAUCACAGAGCUGGAGAAUGGUUUGAGAAACAAGGAUCAUGUCCUUAAUAUUUGUCGUCUGAUGGUAAGGGCCGAGUCUCCAGACCACAGAAUCACAAUCCUCAAGUGUUUACAGGACACUAUUGAGGACAACUGCUUGCGUCUUUUCCUGGACUACCAUGGGCUAGAGUUACUGUGGAGUUGGAUAACAGACAGCAGGGAGGGACCAGAAGAUGUCAAAAUCAUGAUUUUAUCACUGCUGAAGAAACUUCCCAUAACUAACAAAAACAUCCUGAAAGAUAGCAAAAUUCUUCCCCUAAUCUGUCGACUAGCUGGGCGUGAUGAAAAUGAUGACCUAUCAACGGUCACAAAUCCCAUCAUACUUGGACAGAGAGGGGAGACCAGGUCAAUCCUGUCCACUUCAGCAGGCAAAGACAAGUCUCAGAAAAAGAGAGUGAAAUUUGCAGAUGAAGCUUCAAGUUCUGACAAUGAGUCACAUUCCAGCACUACCGAUGCUGUCGGUGAGACUGCCUCAGGCGAGUUCGAGUCUGAUGCAGGCCAGAGACAUAAGUCAGAGUCCUUAUACAAACAGGUGCUGAAGAGUCUGGGUGUGGAGACAGAAGUUGAUCAAGAAGAAAAUACUGGCGUGACGGAGUCAUCGCCUGCUGACUUACCAAACAAAGGAAGUGACGAGGCAGAAAAGGAGGAGGUAGCAGAAGAAGAAAGGGUUGUCCCCGAGGGUGAGAAAAACGAGGAAAAGACUGCAGCAGAGGGUGAGGAAAAUGAGAUUAAAUCUGAAGAAGAGAGGAAGGAAGAGGAGGCAGAGAUGAAGAGUGAUAUUGAGUUACAGGCAGAGGAGCUGUUAUUCUUGUGGAAAGAUCUCAAGGAGUUAUUUAAGAUUCCAAAGAAACAACAGGUGGAAGAAAGGAAAAGGAUAGAGAAAGAAUUAGGAACAAACACUGAUAAAGAUUUAGAAAUCUUGGAAAUGAUACAGGACAAAAGCAAACAGAGAGCUGCUGGAUGGGACACAGGCAUUAGAAAAAGGAAAAGGCCACCUCCCCCACCCCCACCAAUGGAUGAUGAGGAGAGGAAAGUAUUGCUGCCAACUCCACCUAAGAUUAGUAAGGCGGAGCACAGGAAAAUGUUUGAGGCUCGUGUGAAGGCUCAGGAUGAGAUGGCAGUAAGGGAGAGACAACAACAGGAGAUAUUCCUGAACCAGUUUUACAGUGAUCCAAACAACAUUCUGUACUUCAACCGGACUCCAAAUCACCCACUCUAUGGCAUGCCACCAGAUCAACAGAUUCAGAUCCUACAGUCCCAGCCAAUAGAAGUGCAGUACCAGAUGGUUCAGGGGUACAACUCACAGGAGGUUGUAGAGCAGUAUAUUGACCCCAACACUGGCAUGCCCAUCACUGCAGAACAGCUGCAGGCCAUGUACGAACAUCAACAGCAACCCGAGGUCAUGUACACAGAGGAUGGUCAGCCCAUACAACAAGUCUGGCCACAGCAACAGGUCCAGCAGCAGUAUAUGAGUGCUGAUGGUCAGUUGGUGUCCGUCCACCAGAUGGACCAACACCUGGUAUAUUCUGGUGUCACUCAGCAGCAGAUGAUGUCCCAGUCAGUGGAGGCACCAGGCAGUCUCCCUCCGGGGACGCCGAUACCAGGACAGUCCGUGUACAUACAACAGAUGGACAACACUGGCCCAGCAAUUGGUCCAUACGGUACGCAGACACAACUGGCAGUUGUUCCUCCUGUUGCCAUAGCCACGACCUCUUCAGCAGAUGAUGAUGACCCCCCUCCUCCUCCAUCACCACCAAAACCAAAAGUGGAAAAAUUACCUCCCAAUUGGAAGUCUGCCAAGGACUCUGAGGGAAAGACUUACUACUACCACUCUGUCACAAGGCAAACCCAGUGGGAUCCCCCAUCCUGGGAUUCUGUCGGAGCAGACGAUGCCAUGGACCUGGAAUCUCCAUUGUAUGAGGAGAUUGUUAAGGGCAAAGGUAAAAAGACGACAACAGCCGCAGCAGACACAUCGAGUGAGACGGCUAAGAAGAUGAAGGACCAGUUCAGAAGCAAGAUGUCUUCGUAUAUAGUGUUAUGCCUGAAUCCUUUCAGAAAACCAGACUGUAAGGCAGGAAGAAUCAUCUCGACAGAGGAUUUCAAACAUUUAGCAAGGAAGUUAACCCAUCAUGUGAUGGCCAAGGAACUAAAGCACUGUCGACAUGUGGAAGAUCUUGAGGUCAAUGAAAAUGUCAAAUCUAAAGCCAAAGAUUAUGUUCGGAAAUAUAUGGGCAAGUUUGGCAGUGUUUAUCGUAAAACAGGCUCACCAGAUAUCUAAAGCGACAAAAGUUUGGGAAACAAUGGAAGGACUACUGAAAGUCAAUUAAACCAAAAGGGUAUCAUCUUUCCAAAGAGGGUAUUUAGCACAUCCGAAAUUGUAUCAUUUUAAAUAUAACUUAGGCUAAGGAGUGAUAUAUCUUUGAUUUUAAUAAAAAUUAUUUUCUAUAUGAAUAUUUUUGACUGAAUUGGAACAUGAAAUGUGACAACUCUGACAAAAUUCAUUUUACUGUAGUAUUUCUAAAUGUUAAACGAAACUUUGUCAGUUGUCCAAUACAGUGUGAAUUAAGGAAACCGGGGUGAAAAUGACUCAUUUUAUCAUGUUUAUGUUCAAGUUGUGCAGAAAAUACAGAAGAUUAUAUUCAACAUUAAAGUAAGGGUGUGUUAACAUGUAAAAAGAGGAACCACCCAGCAACACCACAACAGGUUAUUGAAAGGCAGCAGUUUUGUUUUUUAUAUUGUGAAUUGUAUGUUGAAUUAUUGUCAUGGCAGAAUCAUUGUUUUAAUUUGAUGUGUGCAUUCUCGAACCAAGUUGUAUUGAUUAUUACAGUGUACAGUAGUUGUUUAUGUUUUGUUGAAAUGCCUUCGAUUGGACGACACAUUUUUUAUGUAAAAAAGAUUUAUAGCUAGAAUCAAAUCAUUUAAGUGCAGAUUUUUAUAAGAGGAUAUCUGUUGUGUAUGAGAAUUUGUACUGGUGUACUUACCAGUGUUUUUCCUUUUAACUUAAUAAUGUAGUGUGCUAGUAUUGAAAUGAAAUCAAACUUAUUAAGAAUGUGUAAAUGACAUUGUAAUAAGUUGUGAAUGUUUUAUGAAAUGUACAGUAUAAAAGUGCUUAUCCCAUUUGUAAAGAUUAGUUGAAAGUCUAGGGCAUUUUUUCAUCAGUCAUUUUGUAUACAAGACUAGUGUCACAUCUACAUGUUUUAAACAUCUUAAUAAUAACAAUCGGAUGUAUAAACUGUUUUAUUGAUGUUUAGUUUCAUUUUUUUAACUUUGAAAAUAGAAUGUUGCUGUGAUUAAACAGCAGUUUAUUAUUAUUUUGAAUUAAAACUGUUUUAUAUUGAAGUAAA
This is a messenger RNA of Ostrea edulis (European flat oyster), 15200 nucleotides long. RefSeq lists its product as uncharacterized. Gene Ontology annotation, biological process: regulation of DNA-templated transcription. The transcript has 27 exons. Bases 638 to 14134 code for a protein of 4498 amino acids. The record is from RefSeq and is a predicted model, not a curated record. NCBI's taxonomy places the organism in Eukaryota, Metazoa, Mollusca, Bivalvia, Ostreida, Ostreidae. Gene Ontology annotation, cellular component: nucleus; chromosome. Gene Ontology annotation, molecular function: protein binding; histone H3K36 methyltransferase activity.